Panicum virgatum (switchgrass) is the source of this 996-nucleotide messenger RNA. Its product is annotated as putative coatomer subunit beta'-3. The transcript is spliced from 7 exons. The record is from RefSeq and is a predicted model, not a curated record. Gene Ontology annotation, biological process: intracellular protein transport; retrograde vesicle-mediated transport, Golgi to endoplasmic reticulum; intra-Golgi vesicle-mediated transport. Gene Ontology annotation, molecular function: protein binding. NCBI's taxonomy places the organism in Eukaryota, Viridiplantae, Streptophyta, Magnoliopsida, Poales, Poaceae. The coding region runs from base 1 to 996 and encodes 331 amino acids. Gene Ontology annotation, cellular component: COPI vesicle coat.
AUGGAGCCUAUUCAUCAAAUACCUCCAGUAUUAGUCUCUCUGAAAUUAAUUGCAUACAAUGUGUUACAUUGUGGUAGGAUUGCGGUCGCAAACGAAAAAGGGUUAGCUCUGGUAAACAUAGAUCCAGAGAACAAGGAGGAUGAGGAUGUGGAGAGCACUGAUAUGGAGAGCACUGGUGUAGUUACGGGCUUCGAUAAAUUCCCCAGUCAACUUAUGGAAGAGACCAUAUACAAAGUAAAGUCUGCGCGCACCCUAGACUUCCAUCCAACAAAGCCAUGGAUGGUCGUUACUCAAGCCGACAGGUUUGUUCACAUUUGGGACUACCGUGCAAAGGGAUUGAAAUGGCCAAUUGAGAUAAAUGGAGCAAAAGUUACGUUGGCUAAAUUUCUAGCCCACCAGCAAUGGGUUAUGGCAGGUACUACUGGUGGAUCCAUCCACGUGUAUGAUUGUGAUUCAAAGGAGCAAAAACGUGUUCUUCAUAAACACACGAAACCUAUCAAGUCUUUGGCUAUUCACGGAACCGAAUCGCUCGUGCUGUCAGCGUCCAUGGAUGGCAAAAUUUUGCUGUGGGACUAUGCUGGCGAGGACUGGAAUUUGCGAAAAACAUUUGACGUGAAGAGUCAAUGUUUGAUGCAAGUCGCGUUUGAUCCCAAGGACACCAAUAUGUUUGCUAGUGCUCAGGACAAAACAGUAAAGAUUUGGGAUCGAUGUCAAGAUGAUAGUCAACUCACAACAAUAUUGACUGGGCACUCGUAUCAGAUCGAGUGCUUGGAUUACUUCAGUGGUGGUGGUGAUAAGCCAUACAUGAUCACCGGUUCUCGAGACAAAACUGCCAAGAUCUGGGACUGCAAGAAUGCGAGCUGUGUCCAAACACUGGAAGGACAUGCAGGUCCCGUUGACAUUGUCUGUUGCCACUCGGGUGUCGUUUCAAUUCUAAUUACCGGUUGCAGGGAGGACGGGUCAAUUCGUCUAUGGAACUCCACUGACUUCAGGUAA